Messenger RNA from Nomia melanderi (Alkali bee), 1961 nucleotides. It is a transcript of the gene Apime-ASTA, whose product is annotated as allatostatin A. The record is from RefSeq and is a predicted model, not a curated record. Gene Ontology annotation, molecular function: neuropeptide hormone activity. Lineage: Eukaryota; Metazoa; Arthropoda; Insecta; Hymenoptera; Halictidae.
AUCGCCAUUCCCGCGUAGACAGCAAAGUCGCGGCGCCCGGCGUCGACCAGUCAACCCUAACGCUCCUUCAGCUGCGAGUCACGUGAGAGGAUCAGCAGCGAGCCGAGCAACAACCACCGGCGUACCGAGUCCACCGGGUGCAACGAAACGCGGCCCGUCGGUUUUCCAGCAACAGAAAUAAGCAGUAAUGUUCAGAAUGAAGACGAGAACAGGCCUGUUAACGUCCAGCUUCGCUUUCGUCUGCGUCGUCGGCGUCGUCGGAAAACCGGCUGCGGCGAUGGAAGAGACGCCGUCGUCUUCUUUGAAUUUGCAACACUACAAUUCGCUAGACUCCAUGGGCUUCGACGAUCCUUUGCCGGCGAAGAGAGCGUACACUUAUGUCUCCGAAUACAAAAGGCUACCCGUUUACAACUUCGGAAUUGGGAAACGCUGGAUUGAUAACAGCGACGAUAAGAGAGGACGCCAAUACUCGUUCGGGCUGGGAAAGCGCACGAGGCAAUACAGCUUCGGCCUGGGCAAGCGUAACGACAACGCGGACUAUCCGAUGAGGAUGAACCUGGAUUACGUACCGCUGGCUUUCCACUCGCAGGAGAACGUGGACGACAUGUUCGAGGACAAGCGGGCGGUUCAGCCGUACAGCUUCGGCCUGGGCAAAAGGGCAGCGCACGCGGCGUCGUCCGGCGAGCCCGUCGGCAACGGCAAACGACCCAACGACCUGUUUAGCCAGAGAUACCAUUUCGGGCUCGGGAAGAGGUUGUCCGACGACGACGAGGACUCGCUGGAAUAGGACCUCGUCGAGCUAGCCUCGUCGGGGAUGAAGCUGACCCCGCGGGCCGGCCCGGCCGCACGACGUAGCUCUACUUCGAUGUCGCAGAGUUUUGUUGUCAGACGAAAUAUAACGAUUGCGCAACAAUAAAGACACGUUUUGAAGUUUGAACGCUUGAUACCCCCCGACUUUCCGUUCUCUCCUCUUUCUUCGCGGCUAUGAGAAUUCGAUUUGACCCAUGGAUUCGACGAAACUCGAGCGUCGCGCUGGCUGCCGCGGCGGUUGUCGGUGAUCGGAGCUUCGGAAUUACUUACGAACAAUCCUAAGUUGUCCAAGAUGCGGAAAAUGUUUAGUAGAUUAGUAGGUAACAGUGUGACGUAAGCAUUGCGAUAAUUGGCGAUAGGUAAAUGUUUCUUUUUAGCUUUGUUGCGAGGGAGUAAGCGAAAUGAAAGUUUGAAGGUUCUCGUGGCAGUCGCGUUAAGCGACUUUUCAUUGAUUUUUAUUGUCCUGGAUGUGUUUGUUCAGUUUGUAAUGGUGGUUGGUGCUUGGAAUUUUAUGGUUUUCGAAAGAUGCGUUUUGGAAUGCUGAGUUUGAAUGUGAGCUUCGAGGUGCUCUUUUCGUUGGUCUCUUGGGGUUGAGUUCAUUGAGUUUGGAAUAUGUGCGUCUUAUUUGUGUUGAAGUAUACGCGAGCUUUUUGUGUAAUGGUUUGUGCUGGACAUUUGCAAUAUUGUAUUGGAUCCUUCGUUCGGAAUUCCGAGGAAAUUUGGGAACAGAUGUUACGGAGAGAUAGUAAGAAUAUUAAAAAUGAUUAGUUAGUAGAUUAAACAUAGUGUAUUCAUUAGCGAAUUAUGAAACGACCUUGCACGUGCGAAGUGUAUCGCGUAAAUCACAAUUUUCAACGUGUGUCCAGUUCUACGAAAACUGUUACCUCCCGAGAACCAUAAAAAAAUAUAUAUAUAUAUAUUCGUAAUGUUAAUGAAAAUUAAUAUAAACGUGUCAUUAAUGUCAAUAUGCAAUUGCAAAGUCAUCUUACUUGAUCUCCGAUGAGUCGAUCGAAUCGUCGUUCAGUGAUCCAGACAAACAAGUAUUUCGUCUUCUAUAAGUUAAUUAUUUAAGAUUCAUUGAGCGUUUAAGUCUAAUUGUGAGCGGGAGCAGAAUUUUCUCUGCCUUUCUGUCGUACAAGCCUCUUUAUAGA